This is a messenger RNA of Malus domestica (apple), 3660 nucleotides long. Its product is annotated as probable LRR receptor-like serine/threonine-protein kinase At1g56140. The record is from RefSeq and is a predicted model, not a curated record. Lineage: Eukaryota; Viridiplantae; Streptophyta; Magnoliopsida; Rosales; Rosaceae. Gene Ontology annotation, biological process: protein phosphorylation. Gene Ontology annotation, molecular function: protein kinase activity; ATP binding; protein binding. Gene Ontology annotation, cellular component: plasma membrane.
ACCGAACACUCAAUUAUCAUUUUAAACUCAUAACCAAACACCUUUCAUCUUCUUUCUCAUUCUGUUAGAUGCCAUGGCUGAUCUGCCAUAGCUAAUCCAUAUCCAUGGACCCCAGCCACCCCAUAUCCUCCUUCCACCAGAUCCCCCCACACUCCCGCAUCAGAGGAUUUGCUCUCUCUUUCGUUCUUUCUCUUCGAAUCAACAUUAAAAGGAAGUGGCCGUAUGCAAUCGACGCCGAUGAUGACAUGGUUUCCAGCGAAGGGCAGGGAAGUGGUUCUGGCCAGUCGGAAUCUAAGUGUUGGUCGUUUAAGUUCACGCCGUCGAGGAGAGCAAGUUCUGCACAUGUACAAUAUGAAGAUGAAGUUGAUGAUGAGGAUACUAUUACUCUGCUUCCUCAGCUGCUUCUGGUUUCAGCUGUCCUUUGCUCAAAAUGCUACCACUGAUCCGUCUGAAGUGAGGGCGUUGAACUCAAUAUUUCAACAAUGGGACACACAAGCAGUGCCGGGGCAGUGGAAUAUCAGUGGAGAACCCUGCAGUGGAUCUGCCAUCAACGGCACCGACAUUGGUAGCCGCGAUUUCAACCCAGCCAUCGUUUGCAACUGUUCUUACGACAACAAUGCUACUUGCCACAUCACCCAACUGAAAGUGUAUUCUCUUAACAAACGAGGGGUGUUUCCAGAAGAAUUUGAGGCUCUGAGAUAUCUCACAUUUUUGUGGAUCAAUCAGAAUUAUUUCACCGGUCCCCUACCGGCAUUCAUUGGCAAUAUGUCUGCAUUGAUUGUAUUGUCAAUUAGAAUCAAUUCAUUCUCUGGGCCCAUCCCCAAGGAGCUUGGAAACCUUAAGGAGCUAACUGUGCUGAGCAUCGGAACAAAUAAUUUCUCCGGAACACUCCCUCCAGAACUUGGUAAUUUAGUCAAGCUCGAGCAACUCUACAUAGACAGCUGUGGACUCAGUGGUGAAAUUCCUUCAACAUUUGCCAAGCUCACCAACAUGCGAGUCGUCUGGGCAUCGGACAAUCCUUUCUCAGGAAAGAUACCUGAUUUCAUAGGGAAUUGGACACAACUCCUUCAUUUGGAAUUUCAAGGGAACUCUUUCGAAGGCCCAAUACCAACCAGCUUUUCUCAACUGACCUCAUUGAACUAUCUGCUAAUCAGUGAUAUAUACAAUGGGAGCUCCUCUCUUGAUUUCAUAAAAAAUCUGAAAAACUUGACUGAAUUAGGACUACGAAACGCAUUAAUCACUGGUACCAUCCCAUCUGAUAUUGGAGAAUAUCAAAGUCUAAAGACACUGGAUCUGAGUUUCAACAAUUUGACAGGCCAACUCCCAAGUUUUUUGUUCAACAUGCGUUCUCUUAAAUCCUUGUUUCUUGGAAACAAUAGUCUCUCCGGAUCUCUUCCGAGCCGAAAGAGCGAUCAACUUCAGGCUAUAGAUUUCUCUUACAAUUUUUUAUCAGGAAGCUUUCCCCGGUGGGUGACCACAAUACCGCAACUGAACUUAGUGGUCAACAACUUCACAUUUGACAGUUCAAACAUAACUCUUACUGGAUUGAAUUGCCUCCAGAGAAAUUUUCCAUGCAAUCGAAAUACCCCGCGAUAUGCAAACUUCUCAAUCAACUGUGGUGGACCGCAAAUGAUGGGACGUGAUGGCAUAUUGUAUGAGACUGAAGACUCAGCUCUUGGCCCAGCAACAUUCAGUGUAACCAGUACAGAGAAAUGGGCUGUCAGCAAUGCCGGUUUGUUUUUUGAAACAGAGAACCCACCGUUUCUGGUUAAGACCCAUGCACAAGUCACCGGAACAGAUGUGACCCCGGAGCUUUUCCAGACUUCAAGAGUGUCCCCAGGAUCACUGAGAUACUAUGGCCUGGGCCUUGAGAAUGGGCCCUACACUGUAACAUUGUACUUUGCAGAGACGGUUUAUGAAAGUCGCACUUCGCAAACUUGGCAAAGUCUAGGACGGCGUGUAUUUGAUAUCCAUAUUCAGGGUACCCGCAGGACGAAGGACUUUGACAUAUCGAAGGAGGCAGGUGGUGUUAAGCGAGCAGUUGUGAGAAAAUUUAAUGUUAGCGUGUCAGAGAAUUAUCUUGAAAUUCAUCUGUUCUGGGCUGGUAAAGGGACUUGUUGCAUCCCCGAUUAUGGCGAUUUUGGCUAUUCCAGCGAUUACACCAAUUGCGGCGAUUACGGCCCACUAAUAGCAGCUGUCCAUGCUGCUUCAGAUUUUACACCAACAGUUUCCGGGCUUCCACCAACUACUCCAGGAAAGAAGAGCAAGAUUGGGUUGAAAGUCGGUAUUGCAGUUUCUGUUGGAGCUAUGAGCUUGCUAUUAAUAUUUGCGAUUCUAUAUAUGAGGAGGAAAAAAUCAGAAAAAGAAGACGAUGAAGAUAUUCUAGGACUAGGCCCCCGGCCAUAUACUUUCAGUUAUGCUGAAUUGAGAGCUGCAACUGAAGAUUUUAAUCCUUCAAAUAAGCUAGGAGAGGGAGGAUAUGGCCCCGUUUAUAAGGGUACACUUUCUGAUGGUAGAGUAGUGGCUGUGAAGCAACUUUCAGUAGCAUCUCACCAAGGGAAGAGUCAAUUUGUAUCUGAAAUUGCUACCAUAUCUGCUGUGCAACAUCGGAAUCUAGUGAAAUUGUAUGGAUGCUGCAUCGAAGGCAGCCACUGCAUUUUGGUUUAUGAGUAUCUUGAAAACAAGAGCCUUGAUCAGGCACUUUUUGGAACAAGUAACUUGCACCUUGACUGGCCUACUCGAUUCAAUAUAUUGUUGGGAACAGCAAGAGGACUUGCUUACCUUCAUGAGGAGUCAAGGCCAAGGAUUGUACAUCGAGAUGUCAAAGCGAGUAAUAUUUUGCUCGAUGAAAAACUCUCCCCAAAAAUAUCAGAUUUUGGACUGGCAAAGCUUUAUGAUGACGAGAAAACCCACAUCAGCACCCGGGUUGCAGGGACAAUAGGCUAUUUGGCACCGGAGUAUGCAUUGUUUGGACAUUUGACAGAGAAGGUUGAUGUGUUUGGUUUUGGAGUCGUUGUUUUGGAGAUCCUCAGCGGGAAACCAAACUCUUACAAUAACUUGGAUCCAGAAAAGAUUUAUCUUCUUGAAUGGGUAUGGACUCUACAUGAAAACGACCAAACUCUGGGGCUGGUGGAUCCGAGAUUGACAGAGUUUGAUGAAACUGAAGCAACUAGAUUGAUAAGAGCAGCUCUCCUGUGCACGCAGGGAUCACCGAUGGCAAGGCCAUCUAUGACACGCGUGGUUGCAAUGCUCUCUGGAGACAUUGACAUAGGCACUGUCAUGUCAAAGCCAAGCUAUUUAACAGAUUAUAAUUUUCAAGAUGUAACAACAUUUUCAACAGGUAGAUUUUUGGUGGAGGAUGAUACCCCAUCAACUGCAUCCAAGCAUAGUAAUGUUCACCUCAACUAUCAUCCCGAAGGCAGCAAUGCAAGUGGUGCUAACACCCCCGGGGUUGACCCUACACCUUCUCCAGUAAACGUCACUCAAUCACUGCUCGCUGGUAUUAUAGGGGAAGGAAGGUGAUAAAUAAUGGGAAAUGAUUUCCGAACGCCUUUUAUCCUUUUGUGCACCCAUGUACUUGUCCUUGGGUCUUUUCUGCCUCUAAGGUUUUGGCUAUGAUGAUGUAUAUCUAAUAUAUCCUUGCAUUUCUAUUUGAAUUCA